GGUUUCACGAAACAAACAUAUCCAUCAUGUUAAUCAUGCCAGAGCACAGGCCAUUUUAGGUCACGUCUUUUUAACCAUAAAUGUCUUUAGGCUUUACUGGCAUUUUCAAAUAUAAAUUGUUUAUGAGGAGGUUAAAACAAGUUGAUUUCGUUGAUAAAAAUUUUAUGAGAGAAGCUGAAUAUGUCCACGAUUCCUCUGAUUUCAAUUAAAUGUGGAAGAAUUGUGAAAGAACGUAAAUGUUAUCUUGUUUUAAGAAAAAAUACCUUGUCCAGUUUAGAUUUGUUCUUCAGUGAUGGAAAAGACGAAUUAAAUAAGUUACAAUGCAAGAAUAUUUCUGCAAUAGAUUUGAAAGUUGAAGCAAAGUUUGGUUCCAUCGAUGAAUUGGCAGGAUUUCUUUUAAUCGAGUGUUCAGUGCUAGAAACAAAUGAGAAUCUAGAGAGAAAUUCAGCAUCGGUAAAUAGUCUGCGCGGUUACCAUGAAGAAAGCAGCUUGGUUCAAGUUAAAUUUCACGUUGAUCACACAGGAGCUGUACGGGAUAUGCUGCAAAUGCUGCGAACACAGUCUACAAAUUUAGAAAAUACUUUAGGUAUAGCUCAAAGAAAAGUAAGAGAAGGUCUCCCAGAUUGGGUCAUAUACAUUCCCCAUUGUGUUUAUUCAAGACGUACAAGGCAAUUUAUUGACUGUGUUAUAUCUCUUUACUUCAUAUUUUCUUUUCUUUGGGCCAUUUGGCAACUUCAUCGGCACGUGGAUUUUGUUCGAGAAUUUGUCAAACCAUUAGUGGAAUUUGUUCAAUACCAGUACCAGCUUGUAGACAACAUUGCUCAUUUAUUUAACACUUUGUUUGAAAAAUAUACCAUCCAAUGGCUCUGUGUCAUAAAGCCACUUUACACACUGACAUCAUCAAUGACUAAUCCAUUAUUGCAAACUGUUGCCACAUCUUAUUGGAUACUUUGGCCAAUUAUUUCACCAUUCGUACAGGUCUUAAAAGUUAUCAAAAUAGCUAGCUCUCAGAUAUGCCUUGUACUUUGUGACAACUUUAUUUUUUCUCUAUUUACAAAAUACUUGCAAGUAGUUUGCCAAGCAUUAUCAACAACAUUAAGUGGCUUGGGAAAAAGUAACUUAGACCCACUAAAAGCUCAGUUUCUUCUGAUUAGGUCAAUAAUUAUGCAAAGUGGGAAAGCAGUUUUUUUUGGUGUUAUUCAUUUUGUUAAAAGGAUUUACAAGUUUGUUUGGUUAAGAAGAAGUGGAAAGAUUCAGAAAAAUAAGUAAUCUAGUACAUGCUAUACUCAAACUUUACCAAACAAUGUUUUAAAUAUUACAUAUUGUUUAUAUAUAUAUAUAUUUAUAUUACAGUAAUUACAAUGCUGAAAAUAGACUAAAAGGUAUUUAUUAGAUUCAUUGUAACUGACCUUAACAGCACAUUGUACUCAAAUUUUGGCUUCUGUCAAACCUACCUUAGCA
Molecule: messenger RNA, 1461 nt
Organism: Xenia sp. Carnegie-2017
Lineage: Eukaryota; Metazoa; Cnidaria; Anthozoa; Malacalcyonacea; Xeniidae
Exons: 1
Coding region: 181-1269 (362 amino acids)
Source: RefSeq, a predicted model, not a curated record